AUGGGCUCAGCAUCAAGCUUCGCCAAGACCAUCGUCAUCCCAGCUGCAAUCUCCCUGGCGCUCUACCUUCUCUUGUCGUUCCUUAUAAUCCCUUUCUUCCGUCGCUAUCACCAACGAUAUUCACAAUAUCUUCCCUUACACACCAUCUCGGCACAUACCUCUACACUACGGGACCGUAUCGCUGAUGCAAUGAUGCGUCUAUUCCUACCGGCAGCAUGGCGACAACAAGCACGGUUUGACGACCAACACGAUAACAUUAGUAUCUUUGACGAAGAAGGAGAGAUCAUGGUCGGGAUGGAUAUGGAUCCUGCACGAAGGGAGGCCCUGGAACGACGGCGCAGUACUGUUGCCGAGGCAGAAAGUCGACUCAGUCGUGAGCUAGAAGAAGGGUUUAUGGACGACAGUGAUGAAGAGGGAGAUGGUCGACAAGGUUCAAGAGGGCAUUGA
Molecule: messenger RNA, 447 nt
Organism: Aspergillus pseudotamarii
Lineage: Eukaryota; Fungi; Ascomycota; Eurotiomycetes; Eurotiales; Aspergillaceae
Exons: 2
Coding region: 1-447 (148 amino acids)
Source: RefSeq, a predicted model, not a curated record